Cottoperca gobio is the source of this 1592-nucleotide messenger RNA. It is a transcript of the gene mogat3b, whose product is annotated as monoacylglycerol O-acyltransferase 3b. The record is from RefSeq and is a predicted model, not a curated record. The coding region runs from base 266 to 1246 and encodes 326 amino acids. Lineage: Eukaryota; Metazoa; Chordata; Actinopteri; Perciformes; Bovichtidae. Gene Ontology annotation, molecular function: diacylglycerol O-acyltransferase activity. Gene Ontology annotation, cellular component: endoplasmic reticulum membrane. Gene Ontology annotation, biological process: triglyceride biosynthetic process. The transcript has 9 exons.
CUCGUAUUGUGAAACAUCUGCAGAAAGUGUUGAGUUUCACUAACUGUAGCUUAAGAUAGUGAAGGCACGUGGAAUUGAUAGAAAUGUUAUUGAGCAAGAGCAAUAAAUCUAGUAGAAGAUAAAUUUGUGUCAGAUUAUGAGGAGUAUCAGGGGAGUGGAUUUGUUAUCAGCAGCUUUACAUGAUCUGGUCAAAGUGCAUGUUGGGCAUUUACGCAAACUGUGAAUCUGCAUCCACUCAAAUUAACUUGGGAAUAAACUCUAAGGGAUGACUAAAGAAAAAACUCAGUGGAAGGAGUUUCUAGAGGCAGUAAGUACUCUGCAAUGGGUAUUAAGCAUUCUCCUCUUAGGAGUGUCCUGUAUGAUCUUGAUGGUGUACCUUAUGUUUACCUCACUGUGGCCACUCUCCACUCUGUGCUUCAUAUGGCUGGUGAUAGACUGGCAAACCCCUGAAAGAGGGGGCAGGAAAACAACAUUUGUGAGGAACUGGAGGGCAUGGGUCCACUUCAGAGAUUUUUUUCCAAUCAAAUUGGUAAAGACAGCAGAGCUGAAUCCAAACAAAAACUACAUCUUAGGUUGUCAUCCGCAUGGCAUCCUGAGUGCCGGAGCCUUUGCCUGCUUCGGCACGGAGAGCUGUGGCUUCGCUGAGGCGUUUCCUGGGAUGCGAGUCACCCUGGUGACACUGGUAGGACUUUUCAGGAUACCACUCUUGAGGGAGUACUUAAUGUUUACAGGUAUUCUUCCGGUCAGCAAACCAAGCCUUGUCCACCUCCUUUCAAAAAGGGGCAAGGGAAAUGCUGUGGUGAUAGUGAUCGGGGGCGCUGCUGAGUCUCUGGCGUCCUCUCCUGGAGUCAACACUGUGUUGAUGAAGCAGAGAAAGGGAUUUGUCAGGAUGGCCCUGGAGUUUGGGGCUGACCUGGUGCCUGUUUACUCAUUUGGGGAGAAUGAGCUCUUUCAGCAGGUGAUUCUCUCAGAAGGCAGUCUGGGUCAGAGGUUACAGGUCCUGUUUAAAAAGAUUAUGGGUUUCGCCCCGUGUCUAUUUGUUGGUGAGCACAUAGUGUUCCUGCCCUACAGGACCCCAAUCACAACUGUUGUGGGAAGUCCAAUCUCAGUGCCAAAGAAUAGCACACCUACUGAGGAGGAGGUCGACCACUAUCAUAGACUUUACAUGGAGGGCAUGUUCAAAUUAUUCCAUGAACACAAGGUCAGCUGUGGACUUCCUGAAAAUCACAAGCUUCGGAUCAUUUAGGACAUUUCCCUUUAAAAGUGUAAUGUGUAGCUGCUUUUCACCGUAAAAGUGAGUGUGGCUCUGAUGUGAUGAACUUGAUCUUAAACAGACUCACCCUGCAGCUUUCUUUGUUCAUACUGUAAGUUCUGACUGUAUCUGAACAUAUUUACCAAGAAUAUGAGCCUUAACUAAUCUAAUGCCUAUUAUGUGCGAAUUAAUGUAUUAAUUUCUAAUAGGAUAACACAAUAGCCAAAAAAGUGUGAUCACAAGGCAAGAUGUUUGAAAUAAUAAAAAUGUUCUUGUGUCAAAAUGUGUUUGCAUGCUUGCUAAAAGUAUUCCUGCUGGUGCAUUUUCAUGAAUUGUGUAA